UACUCGGGACUUCUUCGGAGUUUGUAAUGAUAUUGAUAUUCGGUCGAAAUUUAACCCGCUAUCGUAGAGAAUGCGGGUAGAGUUAGAAACUAAUGUACGUGUAGAAUCCAUCUUUUAGCGGUCCGGCGCCUUAUAUUGAACUAAACCUGAAAAUGGCAGAUAUUUUUCGCUCUGCAUUGAACUACAUAAGCCAAACUGGGAAGUCGGACAAUAACUUCGUGGGGCAGUAUGUCGAGUUAGGACCUGUACAACUCAGAGUACGACGAGUCAUCGCAGAGGGAGGGUACGGAUUUGUUUUCGUCGCCCAGGACACGUCAACUGGCAAAGAAUAUGCUCUCAAGCGACUUAUGGCAGGUGAUGAUGCAGCCAAUAAAGCUAUCCUAAAGGAAAUAACAAUCCUUAAACGUCUCAGAGGACAUCCAAACAUAGUGCAGUUUUAUUCUGCAGCAUCUUUGAGUGAAAAGGAAACUGAACAUGGAAUGUCUGAAUUUCUUAUCCUAACUGAACUUUGCAGUGGAGGAGAGCUGGUUAAGCUGCUACAGGAAAGGUAUGGACAGCCAUAUCCACCGAACCAGGUUUUGAAGAUGUUCUAUCAAAUCUGCCGAGCAGUUGCUUACAUGCACAAACAGACUCCACCAGUUAUACACAGAGACUUGAAGGUUGAAAAUCUUCUCAUCGGUGCAAAAGGCCAAAUCAAACUUUGUGAUUUUGGUAGCUCAACUACUCAGCAACAAAUACCUGAUGAGUCUUGGACAGCACUCCAGCGUAGUCUUGUUGAAGAUGAGCUCCAACGGAACACAACCCCCAUGUACCGUGCACCAGAAAUGAUUGACUUGUACAGUAAUAUGCCAAUCACUGAAAAAGUUGACAUUUGGGCCCUUGGGUGUACUUUGUUCUUCUUGUGUUUUAUGGAACACCCAUUUGAAGACUCAGCCAAGCUGAGAAUACUGAAUGCAAAAUACACCAUCCCAGAGAAUGACACUAAAUACACAGUAUUCCAUGACCUUAUCAGAUACAUGCUUCAAGUGAACCCAGCUGACAGACCAGAUAUAAAGGAAGUUCUUACAGGUCUUGAAGCCAUUGCAAUAGCCAUGGAUGUUGAUCUUAAGGGUAAAGUGAGAGAUGAUCUCCCACAGUCUUCUGGAGAACAAUCAUCUCAAGUUGGUGCAAGUGGCCCACCUGUGUCACCAUCUCCAUCAUCAGGAAAUUCUGCAAUACUUGGUGGAGUAGUCAAAGGGGCCAACAGUUUUUUCAGUAACAUAAAGGAUAUGUCCAACAAGGUUAUGCAAUCUGUGGCAGGAUAUGUCAAGAAUGAUAUUGACUUGUCGUACAUUACAUCUCGAAUCAUGGUAAUGUCUUUCCCAGCAGAUGGGAUUGAGUCAACUUACAAAAACAAUAUAGAUGAUGUGAGAGAUUUCCUCGAUGCAAAAUACCCAGAUAAUUACUUGAUCAUCAAUGUAUCACCCAGAACAUACAGAACAGAGAAGCUUGGAGAUAGGGUGAUAAACUGCUGCUUAGUGGGUCACAGGCUGCCUCCUUUAGAGAAGCUGCUAUCCCUGUGUAGGAAAAUCAAUUCUUGGUUAAGGACUGACAGGAAGCAUGUUGUAGUCAUUCACUGUCAGGAUGGCAAAGAAGCAUCAAGCGUUAUUGUUGCUGCUUUUUUUGUCUUCUGUAAAUUGUUCAAAAAUCCAAAUGGAGCUGCAGACAUGUUCAGUAUUCGCCGCUGUGGUAUUGGACACAAAGUUUCACUCACUGCUUCACAGGAGCGCUAUUUACUGUACAUCACACAACUGAUCAAUAACCAAGAAUUGAAACCUCACAAGUAUUCAGUGUAUAUCAAGUCUGUAACAAUGUAUCCAGUUCCAGCCUUCAACAAAGCCAGGAAUGGUUGCCGUCCAUUUAUUGAGGUUUACAAUGGAGAACAGAGAAUCCUUACCACAGUAAAAGAGAUUGAAAAAAUGAGGGAGUAUGAUCUAGGUGAUGGAAAAGUAUCAUUUCCCGUGAACCUCACUUUACAAGGUGAUGUAACAGUUGUAGUAUACCAUGGCCGAUCUACACUAGGAGGAAAGGUUCAAGGAAAAAUGACUUCCAUGAGAGUCUUUAUGCUUCAAUUCCACACUGGAUUUAUCAAGACUUCUGCGCAUAAACUUAAGUACUCACGAGAUGAGGUGGACAUCAACAAGGAUGAUGAAAGCAAGUUUACUUCACGUUUUACUGUUACACUUGACAUCACUGUUGAUGCAGAGGAAGCAAGCAGUUUGCCAACUCACACAUGGGACACACUCAAAACUGAGAAACUCUUCCCUCAAGUUUGUUUUUCUACAAAGGAAGAAUAUCUAGAAUGUCAGGAAGAAUUUGUAAACGCAGAUGAUCGCGAAUCAAACAUGGUUUUCAGUUCAAAAUCAAAUGAAAUAGAAGAGGAUGAUGACAAUGAGGAACUCCAAGUUCCUUCUGAUGAUGGUAAUGAUGGUGCAACAGGCAGUAAGCCAAACAAAAACUUCCUUUCAUCGAUUGACUGGAAUACUGAAGGUGCAGGAACCAACAGCAGUGAUGAUGAGUUUGAAAAUCUGCGUGACAAGGAUCAUGACAAUACUUCUCAACAAGCACACCAGACUCAUAAUUUCUUCUCUGAAAGGGAAGGUGUUGGAAAUGACUUGGAUGAAAAUUUAGACUUGUUUAAUUUGAAAUCACCAUCAGGUGAUGAAUUCAAUACCGACUUGUUUAAUUUCAAGACUGCAGGUGAAACAAAUGGUCAUCUGUUUAAUUUGGAUGAUGAUGAUUCAGAUUCUGAUGAUCCUUCUUACCAGGUAGAUUUGCUGAAUUUAGGCAGUGGUCAACAGAAUCAGGGAGUUUCUUCAAAGCCAACAUCUCACAUCUCAGUCGUGGAUGACAUGGGAGUUGAUCUGUUGAAUUUAUCACCAGCAGGAAGUAAGGAUAGUCAAAAUGUGGAUCUUGUCAGUGGAACAGAGAAGAGCCCUCAUCGAAAAAUGAAACGAAAUAAAAGUGCUGAUGAUGUUCUUAGUCCUGGACUGCAUGAGGAUGAUGACUUCUUCAAUCAGAUGGGAAGUCGUAGCUCCAGCUCCAGCAGGGAAAAUGUAACUUCAUUCACUGUUGCUGGUGCAGAUUCUGCCACAUUUGAUCCCUUUCAGACCACAAGGACUAAAUCUCCUGAUCUGUCCUCAGGGGGUAAUGGGAGGGAGCCAGCAUCCUCAGACCUAUUUGAUCCAUUCAGCUCUAAAAGUCCAAGUUCAAAGCCUUCUGAUGAGUUUGAUCUUUUUGGUGCUAAGCCAGGUCAGGGCAGCAGCAGUACAGAAACAUUUCCACCCUUAAGCACAAAUAAUGGUGGAUCAAACCUGAAUUCAUUUGAUCCAUUUGGAAAGACCUCCACAGAGCAAGACCUCUUUGGAAUUGGUGGUUCUCAGGCUCCCACAACCACAGCUCAGGCUCAAACACAGAGCAAUACUGAUCUGUUUGGAGACUGGGGUGACUCAUCAUCAGAAACUCUUCAACCAUCUAAAGUUCCAUCACCAAUUCCUCAAAGAGCACCAACCAGCCCAGCACCACAGAACAAACCUACAGCAACACCAAGUGAUCCUUUCUCUGACUUUGGAAAUUUGACAUCAAAUUUACCGAAGUUUCCCUCUGUUCCAACAUUUAAAGCAGGUACAUCAACUUCACCCAAACCACAAAAGAAACCCGAUUCCUCCACUAGUGGCAAUCCCUCUUGGUCUCGUCCAGCCCAGCAACCAUCUUGGCAUUCUGGGGCUAAACCAAGUGGCCCAUCAAAGGUUCCACAAAAACCAAACUAUGCACCCUCUUACAGUAUGUCUGGUUCUUCUGGGGUAUUUGGAAACUAUGGACAAAAAUGGAGUGCACCCAAACCAGUUGGCCAAAAUGAGUUUAGUGACAUUCUAAAUGCACAAGGUUUUAAUCGCCCAACUGCACAAGGAGCACAAGGGGCACAAACUCUAAGCUCUCUAAAAAAGGAACAAAACAAACCUGAUGACCCUAUCAAGGCUAAGGUUGAGGAGUGGUCUGAAGGUAAAAGAGGCAAUAUUCGGGCCUUAUUAUGCUCACUCCACCUUAUACUGUGGGAAGGAGAAGACAGAUGGAAACCAUGUGGCAUGCACAAUCUUGUUCAACCUGAACAGGUGAAAAAAUGGUACAGAAAAGCUGUACUAUCAGUACAUCCUGACAAGCUGACUGGCAGCCCAGAAGAGUCACUAGCACGUGCAAUUUUUAUGGAAUUAAAUGAUGCAUGGGCAAUAUUUGAAAAGGAGGGAUCAAAACCAUUAUUUUAAAGGGAAAUGUUAAAACACAUGUUGUAUUAGUCAAGUGGCAAGAGUCUUAAAAUCAAUAGAAAGAGACAAUGGAACUAGCAAACACACUACACAGCUGAACCAGUCUCUGCUGGUGGGGUCAUAGAUAAUUAAGAGAUACAGUUAGUAUCAUUUGUAAAUGUGCUAUGAUUUGUCAAUUUAGUGGGUAGACAUUUUACUGUACAGUCUGAUAAAUUCAAGAGUUGGUUUGAACUGAAAUCUUCCCUCAUCUGUUUGAACUCCUAGAAAAAAAUCUUGCUUAUCUUGUUUUCUCUGACUGUACUUAAAUUUACAUAACUACAGUAGGACCGCGAACUCAUUUAGUAAGAAGUAUGUAUAUUAAACGGCUAAGAAUAUAUGGAAGUCAUAUAUUUGACCUGCGGAUAAAGACAUGGAUGAAAGUGAUCCUCGCAGUAAUGUACACUACUUGAGCAGUAGUGAAAAUAAGGCCUGAAAAAAAAUUCAGGCCUGUACUGCACUGGUAUCGCAGAAGUCAUGGGUUCAUAUCCUGUACAGGCCUGAAUUUCUUUCAGGCCUUAUUUUCACUACUGCUCAAGUAGUGUACAUUUCUGCAAGGAUCACUUUCAUUCAAGUAUGUAUAUUGUUGGGAAAACACACUUAUUUGUAGAUGCUACAAGUUGAUGUACAUGUUUAUACAUUAUUUCUUGAGAGAACUACUGAGAAUCACAAAUCGUUUCUCACAAUCUUACUUCAUAUCAAAUUCUUCCCCUCCCCUUCCCUCCCCUCCCCUAUCCCUGAUAUCCUUUGGACAAAAAGUAUCAAUGUUAUUGUCAAAGAUAAUGCCAAUAAUGACUUUAAUUUAGAACAACUACCUUGAUUCACGUUGUUUUUCCUUUAAGGUAUUAAGUUAUCUUUCCUGGUUAGGGGUGUAAGGAGUAUUAUUUUUCAUGAAAAAAAGGAAGCAGAACAAUUCUGGUAUUUGUGGUCAAAUAAUAUAGAGUUGACUGAGGGGUAUUAUUUUUAAUUAUUACAAAAUAAGAAAGAAUCAAAACUUCUUAGGACGCAAAUUUGUUUCAUCCAAGAGACUAUCACUUAGAAGUAGUGAUGUGUGAAACAAUGUCUAGUGGAUAUUAAUCUUUUAAAAAAAAAGUCCUUGCCGUUGAUAGUAACUAAUGAGGAAUUAAAAAUUAUUUGCGGUAGCUUGGUGAACAUGUUAUAACUCACUGUUUUUAAGAAUAGCUCAUCUACUCCAGACAUCUUGUUUUGUGGGGAUAACCUGGUUAAAAUGAUUGAUGAGAGUUGUGUCUCAUUCAAAGUCGACAGUGUGGAAAAACUUUGUUUUUAGAUUGUCACUUGCUAUGGUGCAUUGGUCAAUUUUUAAUGAAGGGUGGGUACAAGCCACUAAAUUAGAUGAAGCUUCCCAUUAAUAGUGUGUGCUGGAUGUAUUAGCCCUCAGUUCAUGGGAAUUACCUAGUAAUAGUUAUCAAAACAAAGUUUAUGCUAAGGGUAGUGCUAAGGUAACAGCUGGUUUUGCUACAUUUUGAGUUUGCUAUAUAUGAGUCUGCUACAUCAGUAAACCUAGUAAACCAGUGUUAAUCAAAUGUUAGUUGUCAAACUAGUUGGUAUAAUUGAAAAAUCUGGGAAAUGGUCUGGCAUUUAUUACACAAAGGGCUUUCCCUUGAUAAAGUUUUUAAUGCAACUGUUGCCUUAACUGAAGGUACACUUUUUAAGAAGUGAUCAAGAGACACUGUUCUUGACAAGCCUCAAUAUAGGUUACUGCUGACAAAGAUUUAUCACAACAAACUCAACUCAAUAUAUAGUCAGUUA
This is a messenger RNA of Pocillopora verrucosa, 6107 nucleotides long. NCBI's taxonomy places the organism in Eukaryota, Metazoa, Cnidaria, Anthozoa, Scleractinia, Pocilloporidae. The record is from RefSeq and is a predicted model, not a curated record.